ACCAUCUACCUCCUUUUCCCAUUUUGCCAUUUAUAUCAAUCAAACCGCCAUUGCAAGAUGCUCUCCACUUCCGAUAUCGGUCCUAUAUCACAGCAAUACUCGGCAGCUGCUACUGUACCCCUCAUCAAAUCACCUUCCUUAUGGCUUCCCAAACCUGUAGAACUGCCAACCGAUAUCCACCCCCUGCCUGAAGACAUCACCGCCUAUUUUGUGUACCCGUUCACACUGGAGGAGCACGUCCGGCAGCAACAUCCUUCGCCGCACGAAGCCAUCGCCCAAAGACGUGCGCGCUUGGCGGAAGUGUUGCAUCAGAGAGAAGAAGAGGAGGAGCGUAAAGAGAAAGAUGAAUUGAGAAGAAUAGCCCCAGGGUACAACCCUUCUUCCCUGCUCGUACCGACUUCCACAAACCAUACGCCCAGCACAUCUAUACCCCAAUCUCACGGCGGCCAACCAGCACUAUCAUCCUUAUCCAGGGCUGUAUCUGGAUCCGAAGGGGGAGAUGCGAGGGAAGGGGCAGGAGGGGAUCCGAUGGAUGAUCUGGUAGCGCGGUUGGAAGAGAUGGAGGCGAAGAGAUGAUCAUUCGUCAUGACGCGUGGAGGUCUGGCGGGCAGGUGCCAGCAGUUUGUAGCUAUGAAGGUUGUACAGUACGAGUAUGGUGUAUGCAUAUGUGAGUCAAUCUUCGA
Messenger RNA from Cryptococcus amylolentus CBS 6039, 683 nucleotides. RefSeq lists its product as hypothetical. The transcript has 5 exons. Bases 58 to 576 code for a protein of 172 amino acids. NCBI's taxonomy places the organism in Eukaryota, Fungi, Basidiomycota, Tremellomycetes, Tremellales, Cryptococcaceae. The record is from RefSeq and is a predicted model, not a curated record.